Messenger RNA from Dothidotthia symphoricarpi CBS 119687, 971 nucleotides. RefSeq lists its product as uncharacterized. NCBI's taxonomy places the organism in Eukaryota, Fungi, Ascomycota, Dothideomycetes, Pleosporales, Dothidotthiaceae. Gene Ontology annotation, cellular component: membrane. The transcript has 2 exons. Bases 240 to 722 code for a protein of 160 amino acids. The record is from RefSeq and is a predicted model, not a curated record.
UACCACAACAAGAACAUCAUGUGUCAUGAUUAGUAUGCGGAUGCAUGAACUACGACGGCAGGUUCUCCGCCAAAUAUUUAGUGACAUCAUGGCGCAGCAUAGUUCCCGCAAAUCUCAGAGCUAACAACUUCGAACACAUCUGAUAUAUUGCGAACAAAUCCCACUAUUAACCUCACAUCUCAUCCUACUACAGACGAUACCAAUUCCUAACAGACCAAUUCCCAAUACAAAAACCCAUCAUGUCUUCUUCCGGUAUCCUCGGCACCUACAAUCCUUCGAUCCUAGCCAUCCCGGCCUACUACAUCAUCUCCCUACUCCCCCACACAUACGCCGUCAAUGUAGCCUCAGAAGGCAAGCUUUCUACAUGGGACAACCGCAACCCACGGUCCACCGACUUGAAAGCAAAGCUUAAGGCGAGUCUUCCCGCCGAGACAUACGCCAGAUACGAGCGUCUCGAGUCCUGCCACGCGAACGGCUUCGAGAACAUGCCGAUCUUCGCUUCGGCCGUAAUUCUGGGUAACAUGGCCGGUCUGAGGAACGAAGUGCUCACUAAAUUCGUGGCGUCCUUUUUGGCGGUUCGUCUUGCGUACACGGCGACCUAUGUCACUCAUACGACGCAAGGACCGACAUGGAUCCGCAGUGGUCUGUACUUUGCUGGUCUUGCGCUUUGCUUCCAGACGAUCAUCAGCUCUGCAAAGGUUCUUGGUGUCGCUAGGCUCUAGGGCGAGAACUUGAAAUCGAAGGAAUUUUGAGGUUGAUUACGAGGGAGUUCGAAUUGUGGUAUGCAAAGGUUGAAUACAUUCGCGUGACGAAAUAGGAGGGUGUGGGUGAACGGAUGGAGACAGUGUCAUCUUGAGCUACACUGUAGUUUGACUAAGGACGUAUUCUAAACAACAUCUUCGUUGUAUUGUCAGCUUGGUGUAACUGUUUCGUCACAUCUAAACAAUUGGUUCUUGUCAUGCUAUCGACCG